UGAUUUGUAAUACCAGAAAGGGAAGGCGGUGUUUCUGACUGUGGUAACUAGUGACGACCUCCUCCGCUCUGCCAUUUUGGUUUUGUUCACCGUCUUGCAGUCAGCAACGCGAUUACACACGACUCAUCCAGUGACUCGACAUUAUAGCCCGAAGCCUUUCAACCCGCACUCUCUUUCUAACAAUCAUCCAACUACAAUCAUCAUCAUCAUCGUUGUAAUUAUUGCCGUUUAAAACGAGCCGCACUAGAGGAGCGGUUUGCACUGAGAAGGGGACAGAGAAGGAUUAUUGAUGUCCAGCUCGCCGCUGUCCAAGAAGCGUCGCGUGUCAGACUCCGAGACGAAGACGGGAUCCCACUGCUCCUCCUCUAACUCUGUCAGAACUGAACUGUCUCACACCCCCACCAACGGCAUGGCUAAGAAUGGCAAUGAUGCUGAGAUCGAUGAAGGCCUGUACUCCAGACAGCUCUACGUGUUGGGCCAUGAAGCUAUGAAGCGCAUGCAGCGCUCCAGCGUCCUGGUCUCAGGGCUGAGAGGGCUGGGCGUGGAGAUCGCUAAGAACGUCAUCCUGGGAGGAGUGAAGAGUGUUACCCUGCACGACCAGGGACAGGCCGAGUGGAGAGACCUCUCCUCACAGUUCUACCUGCGUGAGGAGGACCUGGGGAAGAACAGGGCUGAGGUAUCUCGGACUCGCCUGGCUGAACUCAACAGCUAUGUACCUGUAGUAGCCUACACUGGAGCCCUCGUCGACGACUACCUGACUCAGUUCCAGGUUGUGGUCCUCACCAACUCCCCUCUAGAGGAGCAGCAGCGCGUUGGAGACUUCUGUCACAGUAACGGCAUCAAGCUGGUGGUCGCUGACACGCGGGGACUCUUCGGACAGCUCUUCUGUGACUUCGGAGAGGAGAUGCUGGUGAUCGAUACCAACGGAGAGCAGCCUCUCUCUGCCAUGAUCUCCAUGAUCACCAAGGAUGCUUCAGGCGUGGUGACAUGUCUAGACGAGGCUCGCCACGGGUUUGAGAGCGGAGACUUUGUGACCUUCACCGAGGUCCAGGGCAUGACGGAGCUCAACGGCUGCCAGCCAGUAGAAAUCAAGACCCUGGGCCCCUACACCUUCAGUAUCUGUGACACCACAGGGUUCUCCGACUACGUGAGGGGAGGCAUCGUCUCUCAGGUCAAGAUGCCCCAGAAGGUGACCUUCAAACCCCUGACUGCAUCAAUGGCAGAGCCAGAGUUUGUGCUCACAGACUUUGCUAAGUUUGAGCGACCAGCACAGCUUCACCUGGGCUUCCAGGCUCUACACAGCUACCAGAGGAAACACCGCAGGCUUCCCAAGGCCUGGUGCCAGGCUGAUGGAGAGGAGUUGGUGUCCCUGGCUAAAGAGGUGAACUCCAGCCAGACCGGGUCAGCCAAGGUGGACGAGCUGGAUGACAAGCUCAUUAAGAAACUAGCCUUUGUCUCCGCCGGCGACCUGGCACCACUCAACGCUUUCAUAGGUGGACUGGCCGCACAGGAAGUUCUGAAGGCGUGUACAGGGAAGUUCAUGCCCAUAAUUCAGUGGCUGUAUUUUGAUGCUCUGGAGUGUCUGUCUGAGGAAGAGGGUGGAGCCAUGCUCACUGAGGAGGACUGUGCCCCUAGGAACAGUCGUUAUGACGGCCAGAUCGCUGUCUUUGGCUCCCAGUUGCAAGAGGAGUUGGCUAAACAGCGCUACUUCCUGGUUGGGGCUGGCGCUAUUGGCUGUGAGCUGCUGAAGAACUUUGCCAUGAUUGGAUUGGCCAGCGGGGAGGGUGAGGUCAUUGUGACAGACAUGGACACCAUAGAGAAAUCCAACCUCAACAGACAGUUCCUCUUCAGGCCGUGGGAUGUGACCAAGAUGAAGAGCGAGACAGCGGCCGCGGCGGUGAAGCAGAUGAACCCGUCUAUUCGGAUCACGGGACACCAGAACCGCGUCGGGCCCGACACAGAGCGAGUCUACGAUGACGACUUCUUCGAGAGCCUCCACGGAGUCGCCAACGCUCUGGACAACGUCGACGCACGUAUGUAUAUGGACCGGCGGUGUGUCUACUACAGGAAGCCCCUGUUAGAGUCCGGUACUCUGGGCACCAAGGGAAACGUUCAGGUGGUCAUCCCCUUCCUGACAGAGUCAUACAGCUCCUCCCAGGCCCCGGAGAAGUCCAUCCCCAUCUGCACACUGAAGAACUUCCCCAACGCCAUCGAACACACACUGCAGUGGGCUCGUGAUGAGUUCGAGGGUCUGUUUAAACAGCCAUCAGAGAAUGCCAUGCAGUACCUCACAGAUGCUAAGUUUCUGGAGAGGACCCUGAAGCUGCCCGGGGCCCAGCCUCUAGAGGUGUUGGAGGCUGUCUAUAAGAGUUUGGUGACUGACUGCCCUCAGAGCUGGGCGGACUGCGUCACCUGGGCUCGGCACCACUGGCAGUGCCAGUACAGCAACAACAUCUGUCAACUACUGCACAACUUCCCCCCAGAACAGCUGACCAGCUCUGGCGCCCCCUUCUGGUCCGGUCCAAAGAGAUGUCCUCACCCUCUAGAGUUCAGUACCAGCAACGACCUCCACAUGGACUAUGUGAUGUCAGGAGCCAACUUGUUUGCCCAGUCGUACGGCAUGCAGGGCUCCACCGACCGUGUCGCCGUGGCUCAGAUCCUGGACAGCCUAUCGGUGCCCACCUUCGUCCCCAGGUCAGGGGUCAAGAUCCACGUUUCCGACCAGGAGAUGCAGAGCGCCAACGCCAACGUCGAUGACAACAGGUUGGAGGAACUGAAGACUCUGCUGCCUGGACCGGAAGCUUCGUCUCACUUUAAACUCACUGCCAUCGACUUUGAGAAGGAUGAUGACUCUAAUUUCCACAUGGACUUCAUCGUGGCGGCGUCCAACCUACGAGCAGAGAACUACCACAUUCCCCCUGCUGACAGACACAAGAGUAAGCUGAUAGCUGGGAAGAUCAUUCCUGCCAUAGCGACCACCACGUCGGCGGUCGUAGGUCUGGUCUGUCUGGAGCUCAUCAAGAUCGUUCAGGGACACAAGAAGGUGGAGUCGUUUAAGAACGGCUUCAUGAACCUGGCGCUGCCCUUCUUCACCUUCUCAGAACCCAUCGCUGCUCCCAACCACAAGUACUAUGACAUUGACUGGUCUCUGUGGGAUCGGUUUGAGGUGAAGGGUCUGCAGCCCAAUGGAGAGGAGAUGACUCUCCGACAGUUCCUGGACUACUUCAAGAAGGAGCAUCAGUUGGAGAUCACCAUGCUGUCUCAGGGCGUCUCCAUGCUCUACUCCUUCUUCAUGCCUGCAGCCAAACUGAAGGAGAGACUGCUGUUACCGAUGACAGAGAUAGUGACCAAGGUGUCUAAGAAGAAGCUGGGGAAGCAUGUUAAAGCCCUGGUGUUUGAGUUGUGCUGCAACGACCUGACUGACGAAGAUGUGGAGGUUCCCUACGUCAGAUACACCAUCCGCUGAACACACACUGGCCAACCACCGAGGGAGAAGGCUUUGGAUAAGGCACUUGGUUUAAAUGGUUAUUGGAGCACUGAUUGGUUGAGAGGAUGAGUCCAAAA
Salmo salar (Atlantic salmon) is the source of this 3564-nucleotide messenger RNA. The record is from RefSeq and is a predicted model, not a curated record. NCBI's taxonomy places the organism in Eukaryota, Metazoa, Chordata, Actinopteri, Salmoniformes, Salmonidae.